Messenger RNA from Psylliodes chrysocephalus, 1249 nucleotides. Lineage: Eukaryota; Metazoa; Arthropoda; Insecta; Coleoptera; Chrysomelidae. The record is from the annotation of a GenBank genome assembly.
UGUAUAUUGAAAGAGUUCAAUAUGAAUUCGUCCUUUUUACUCAAAAGACUGGGCAACUAUCUAAAAACCACCUGCAGAAUGCUGUCAACAGCAGAGGAGCAACAUGUGAUUACCAAAGAAAUCGAAAACAAAGCUAUAAUAAUUCUCAAUCGACCAAAAUCUUUAAACGCACUAGGGACCCUUUUAAACCAACAACUGACAAAUUCCCUAAGGAAAUGUAUGCGAGAAAAUUCUUUAAUUAUCUUAAAAGGUGCUGGAGAUAACGCAUUUAGCGCUGGAGGAGAUUUAAUCGAACUUAAAACUUCUUAUGAAGAAUCGCAAUUGAAAAAGGUUGGAGAACUAGUGCAGAUCCUUCACAAUAUUAUAUAUUUAAUUCAUACUUCAAAAGUUCCUGUUAUAGUUUUCAUGAAUGGUAUUACUUUUGGUGGAGGAGCUGGCAUAGCUUCCUUCGCUACCUACAAAAUAGCAACAGAGAAAACUCAAUUUGCAAUGCCAGAAUCGAAAAUUGGUUUCCAUCCAAACGUAGGAGGAACCUAUUUCUUAAACAGAGCUAAAGGUAGACUUGGGUAUUACCUAGGAUUAUCAGGAAAUACAUUAAAAGGAUCUGAUGUUUUACAAGCUGGCUUUGCUACCCACUACUGUUUAAGUAAAAAUUUAGAAACAUUAGAAAAAGCUAUUCUCUAUUCAAGCACAAAAGAUAAUACAAAAGAGAUUAUAGAUGAUAUUUGUGAAAGGAAUAUCCCUUAUUUUAGUUUAGCUUCUGUAAUGGAUACCAUAGACCGGUGUUUUUCAGCUCCUACAGUUGAGGACAUUUUUAAAAAAUUAGAUGAAGAUGGGUCUGAUUGGUCCAGAAAAACUGUUAAAAAGUUGAGGAAAUAUUCGCCGACUUCUUUGAAAGUAAUAUUGAGACAGUUGCAAAAAGGUAAACAUUUUGAUUUGGAGGAAUGUUUAGUCAUGGAAACCAACUUGACCGUGAAUUUUUAUAAAUUUCCUGAUGUGCUAGAAGGGACUAGAACUGCGCUUAUCGAUAAAGGUGAUAUACCUCAUUGGAAUCCAUCCAAAUUAGAAGAUGUUACAGAGGAAUUAAUAGAUAAACAUUUUGAAGAAUGCAUGGGUGAAGAACAAAGAAGAUUGUUUCGUAAUUUGCAAAUAAAUCUAAAUUGAAAUAUAUAAGAAAGAAUAAUACAAUAUUAAUAUUUUUUCAUUAAGCGAUAUUAAAAAACGACUAUAUCGUUAAUGUGGAACUUUA